Lathyrus oleraceus (garden pea) is the source of this 1684-nucleotide messenger RNA. Its product is annotated as anthocyanidin 3-O-glucosyltransferase 2. Gene Ontology annotation, molecular function: UDP-glucosyltransferase activity. Lineage: Eukaryota; Viridiplantae; Streptophyta; Magnoliopsida; Fabales; Fabaceae. The record is from RefSeq and is a predicted model, not a curated record. The transcript has a single exon. The coding region runs from base 168 to 1607 and encodes 479 amino acids.
AUAAAUUUUCACGUUCAAACUCACCACACUUUCAUUAUCCUAUAUACCAACAGCUAGUAAAGCCAAGGUUCCUCUAACUUAAGGCAUCUAUAGAAUAAAACAGUUAUAUCAAAGAUCAAUUCAAAACAAAGUCACUCUUACACACUUCUAACAAGAAGAAAAAUAGGAUGAAAAAAGCACAACUAGUGUUUAUCCCUUCACCCUUUGUAGGUCAUAUAGUUUCCACUCUCGAGUUCGCGAAGCUUCUAAUCAACCGUGAUAACCGUCUCCAUAUAACCGUCUUGAUUAUGAAAUUCCCAAAUACCACAGAUAUUGAUGCCUACACUAAAUCCAUUCCCAUCUCUGAUUCUCUCAAUCUCAUCAACCUUCCAGAAUGUUCUCUUCCUCCAAACAUGGAUCGACUUCCCACCAUGACCGCCCUCCUCGAAGCUCAAAAACCAAAUGUCAAACAAGCCGUCUCCGGCCUCACCACCGGAGAAGGAAAACACAGACGCCUUGCCGCCUUUGUUGUUGACAUGUUGUGCACACCCUUGACUGAUAUUGCCAAAGAGUUCUCCGUCCCUACCCUCGUCUUCUACACUUCCGGCGUUGCUUUCCUUGGCUUGUCUCUCCAUCUUCACACUAUCAAUGAGCGAGAUAGUAUAGAUUCCACUCAGUUGCUGCAACUCAAUGAGUUGCUUGUCCCGAGUUUCGCUAACCCGGUUCCAACAAAAUCGUUGCCUAGUGUUGUGCUACAAAAGAAAUUGGAGUCGUUUUUGAUGAGAUAUUGGAAAGGCCUCAAGAAUGCCGAUGGCAUUAUAGUAAAUUCAUUUGAAGAGCUUGAAUCGCAUGCGGUUGAUUCGUUUGUAUCUGAUCCCGGUCUAGCUGGUAUAACACUAUAUCCGGUUGGACCGAUACUAAAUUUGGAACACAAAAUCAAAGACCUUGAUGAAUCCGACGAUACCAUGAAGUGGCUUGAUGAUCAACCUCCCUCCUCGGUAAUUUUUCUCUGCUUUGGAAGUUUGGGUUCUUUCGACGAGGAUCAGAUUAAGGAGAUAGCAUAUGCUAUUGAGAAUAGUGGAGUCCGUUUUAUAUGGUCUCUCCGUAAACCUCCACCAAAAAGCACCAUGGACGCGCCCUCUAACUACUCACCUUUUCAUUUGGAUUCGAUUCUACCAAAAGGGUUUUUAGAUCGAACUGCUGAUGUUGGAAGGGUCGUUGGAUGGGCCCCACAAGGUCAAAUACUAGCUCACCCUGCAACAGGAGGAUUCGUUUCUCAUUGUGGCUGGAAUUCAACACUGGAGAGUAUUUACUUUGGUGUGCCUAUUGCAACGUGGCCUAUUUCUGCAGAACAACAAACAAAUGCUUUUGAAUUGGUGAGUGAAUUGAAGUUGAGUGUGGAGAUUGCAUUGGAUUAUCGCAUAACGUUCAAUGGUGAGGCUAACUAUGUUGUAACGGCAGACAUGAUUGAGAAAGGAAUAAAGAGUGUGAUGGAUAAGGAUGGAGAGAUAAGAAAGAAAGUGAAAGAGAUGAGUGAAAAGAGUAGAAAGACUUUGUUAAAAGGAGGAUCCUCUUACACUUAUUUAGAACGUUUGAUUGAUUAUAUUAUGAAUCAAGUGUCAAAUUAAAAUAUCCUAAUAUCCACUUACAAAAAAGUCAUAGAUUUACAUUUCAAUGUUUAUAAUGUUUGGUUCUGGUUUGAGAA